This is a messenger RNA of Maylandia zebra (zebra mbuna), 1342 nucleotides long. RefSeq names its product MORN repeat containing 3 (gene morn3). Lineage: Eukaryota; Metazoa; Chordata; Actinopteri; Cichliformes; Cichlidae. The record is from RefSeq and is a predicted model, not a curated record.
CUUGCUCGCCUGCUGCUGCUGGUCACCAGGGAAGCUGUGUACGGCUAGUCGUGUAACAUGUUUUCUGGAUUUCUUCGGUAAAUUAAUGGCUUUUGUUUGGCAAAGUUUGCAAGCGGAUUCAGUUUCAGUAAGUUAUCCGCUUGGAAACUCCGCGAAGGUUUCAUCAAGCUACAACUAGCAAUGCCAUUUCUCAAAAGACCUCCAACUAGUCCCCCAUUGUCAACACUGCUGGACAUUAAAUCACAGAAAUGUGGACUACGACACACAGUUUUCUCAGCCAGUGGAAACGAAUACACCGGGGAGUGGCAGAACAAUAAGAAGCAUGGCAAGGGAAAUCAGGUUUGGAAGAAGUCUGGUGCCAUUUAUAAUGGAGAGUGGAAAUUCGGAAAACGUGACGGGUAUGGUACCUACAGCAUUUUACUCCCAGAAUCAAAGAAGUAUGUGAAGAAGUACUGUGGUGAAUGGACAGAUGGAAAGAAGCAUGGGUAUGGCACAUACUUUUACAAAAACUCAUCAGUGUACGAGGGGGAGUGGAGCGAGGACCAACGGAGUGGCUGGGGAAGGAUAUACUAUGCAAAUGGAGACAUCUAUGAGGGCAAGUGGCUGAAGGAUAAGAAUCAUGGAGAAGGAAUCUUUAUAUUUUCAAAUGGAAACAGGUAUGAAGGUAGCUGGCGAGAGGGGAAGAAGGAUGGUCAUGGAAAGUUCUACUACUGUGACAAAGGCCAGCUUUAUGAAGGCCUUUGGGUGGAUGGAGUGCCAAAAUGUGGGACCCUGUCUGAUGUUGGGAGAGAUGGCGCACCAAUGCCUGCAAAAUAUCAGAUUCCAAAGGUACACCUGAUCGAUACUCAGCUGGUUUUAAGGGAAGCCGAAUCAGCUUACCUUGGCCGGUUCUGAUAAACAACAAGAGGAUCAAGAGCAAGUUUCCACUUCACCGCAUGCUUGCUGAUAAAGAAUAAAAAAAAAAAAAAGCAUAAUGGGUUCGCAGCAUGUAUCCAUUUUGUCACAGAUUAUUUGUCCUUGUCAGAGGGGCAAAAUCCUUUAAUCAUCCAUUAAUGUGACAAAUUUAUCUGUUGCCAAUGCCAAUUAAAAGUGUUUAGAUAAUAGAUCAUAAAGGAAAAAAAUGCCUCAUCAGAUUUUUUAUAUGUAUGUAUCUGUAUGUAUGUGUAUGAUUGUCAUAUGAUAAAUUCAGUAUUACACAUCCAUCUGUUUGUCAUAUGGUGUCUGAUCACACAUUAGCCUUGAGUGUGUAAAUCCUUGUGAACUUGUAACUAACACACAAGCCGCUUUGUUCUGUUUAUAGUUUGUGUAGUUGUCCUAAGAAUAAAACACUAGUCCUAACAAC